Bursaphelenchus xylophilus (pine wood nematode) is the source of this 1238-nucleotide messenger RNA. Lineage: Eukaryota; Metazoa; Nematoda; Chromadorea; Rhabditida; Aphelenchoididae. The record is from the annotation of a GenBank genome assembly.
AUGACUUCUGCCUCGACGCUACACACGGGCCCGCCCGCUGAUUUAACACAACAACUCGGGUAUGUUAUUAUAUCAAAUCAAAAUAUUUUGGUUUGUUUCUGCUUCUCUCGAUCCAAAAAGCAUUUUACAACAUUCCAGGGAUGAGAGCGGCCAAGAAAAGCCGCCGUAUUCAUAUGUGGCCUUGAUCGUCAUGGCCAUCAGCUCUUCGCCGGAAGGAAAGAUGACUCUGAGUCAGAUAUAUAAUGUAAGUUUAAGGUGCGUUGUGAUCUAAGAGCAUUGUAGUACAUCGAAAAAAGAUUCUCCUUCUAUCGGAAUGCAGAUCACAAAAGACGAAGAGGAUGGCAGAACAGCAUCCGACACAACCUAUCCUUGAAUGAUUGCUUCAUAAAGAAGGCUCGUGACGGCCUCGGGCCAGUUAAUGAUCGGAAAGGAAAUUACUGGACAUUGGCCCCCAAUUUCAAUGAAAUGUUUGAGAAUGGCAAUUAUAAACGAAGGUAUGUAAAAACGGGAGAUGGAUAUGCUUGCAGAAAACGCAUGAAGAAACAACCUUUUAUCGACGGAAAAGCUCCACAGACAUCUCUCAAUUACAUUGUUAAUCGCCCGGUAAGUCAUCUUCUUACUAUGAAACACUUCGUAAAAAAAUUUUUAACUUAUGCAGAGGGUCUCUUAAUAUUCACGAAGUGCAAGCGUGUUGACAAAUAAUUCUUGCCAUUUUUCCUGACAAUGAGCCGAAAUGUCUCCCACUAACUCAAAAAUGAUAGCAACUCUCAAACUUGGCUCAAUGUUGCAAUUGUGACUUGAUCAGUCGAUAUAUCACAGUGUAAAACAAAGGAAAAAAAUUCUUGAUAACCCACGACUCGACCCAUAAAUCCAUUAUUUUUUAGAGAAAAUCAAAAAAUUACAUUUGCCAUCGGCCCGGGUUGGCUCCACUUCAUAAAGUACCGACAAGAAAAUUAUUUUGUCCCUUUUCAGUGGCCUUCAUACGACUCAAAUCAACCGACGAUGUCUUUCCCCAUCUCUCUCCAUCAGAAUAUCAUCCAACCGGACCUCUCCAGCUUCACACCGCAAUUCCCUUCAGAAUUCGACCCAUCUGCUACAAGUUCUUUCUGGACUUAUGACUCUCAGAAGGCUUUCAUUACUAAUAUGCUUCCCUCAGACCAACAAAGUAUGUUCUUACACUCGGUAUCACAGAACGUGAACAAUAUAGUGUUCCCCAAUACUUCGAAUUAUACAAAUGA